Messenger RNA from Mustela erminea (ermine), 3172 nucleotides. RefSeq names its product fucosyltransferase 8 (gene FUT8). Gene Ontology annotation, cellular component: Golgi cisterna membrane. Lineage: Eukaryota; Metazoa; Chordata; Mammalia; Carnivora; Mustelidae. Bases 754 to 2481 code for a protein of 575 amino acids. Gene Ontology annotation, biological process: protein N-linked glycosylation. The transcript is spliced from 14 exons. The record is from RefSeq and is a predicted model, not a curated record. Gene Ontology annotation, molecular function: protein binding; glycoprotein 6-alpha-L-fucosyltransferase activity.
UGCCGGGGCGGCGCGCUGGGGUCCUCCGGCUCCCCUCGCGGUCUGGGCUGGUCAGAGCUAGGUCUUCGGCCCACUGCUCUGCAUCGCGGGCGCCAGGAAUUUCCCGAGUGCGAGCGGGUUGCUGCAUACUCAUGACCCAGGUGGUAUUUUCAUUCAAGAUAAAGUGUGUCCUGUUGCCUUUAUUGAUUAACUGAACAAAUUCAGAUCUCCAGCAGAAGGAAGUGUUACCACUUUGGCUUCUUUCUGUAGUACUGGGUUCCUUGAGCUCUGUAGCAUUCCAGUGAAUCAGAACCUCUUUGGUUUGUAUGGGAGAGGUAUUCUCUCCUUAAAGGAGAGGUGAUAAUUUUAGUGACCCAGAUUCAAGCAAUAAUAUCUUCCUUUGGAAAUACCAUGUGGUUUUGUCAGUUUACGUUCUAGUGGAAGGAAGGAUUGCAUCAUAAACGAGAUCAGAGAAAAGAUGAGGACUCAUUUUAAAAAAUACAACAAAUUAUCACCUGCCUCCCCUCUACUUCUUACAUAUUCUAGGCAUGUAGAGUCCAUGAAGCACAGGACAAUAAAGCUUCCUACUCAUAGCACCAGGAAGAUCUCUUUGAAAGAUUCACUACAGGACUGCCAGAGACAACGAGUUUGUCUGAAGCAUCAUGUGUUGAAACAACAGAAGGCAACCAUUUUUGCACUAGCUAGAAACAGAGUUAUGAUGUUUUCAAUUCUUUGAGCUCCAGGAGGCCAGGGGAGUGAGUUGAAAAUCUGAAAAUGCGGCCAUGGACUGGUUCCUGGCGUUGGAUUAUGCUCAUUCUUUUUGCCUGGGGGACCUUACUAUUUUAUAUAGGUGGUCACUUGGUACGAGAUAAUGACCACCCUGAUCACUCUAGCCGAGAACUGUCCAAGAUUCUGGCAAAGCUUGAACGCUUAAAACAGCAAAAUGAAGACUUGAGGCGAAUGGCUGAAUCUCUCCGGAUACCAGAAGGUCCCGUUGAUCAGGGGCCAGCUUCAGGAAGGAUUCGUGCUUUAGAAGAACAGCUUUUGAAGGCCAAAGAACAGAUUGAAAAUUAUAAGAAGCAAACUAGAAAUGGUCUGGGGAAAGAUCAUGAAAUCCUAAGGAGGAGGAUUGAAAAUGGAGCUAAAGAGCUCUGGUUUUUUCUACAGAGUGAAUUGAAGAAAUUAAAGAAUUUAGAAGGAAGUGUACUCCAAAGACAUGCAGAUGAAUUUCUGUCAGAUUUGGGACAUCACGAAAGGUCUAUAAUGACGGAUCUAUACUACCUCAGUCAAACAGAUGGAGCUGGUGAUUGGCGGGAAAAAGAGGCCAAAGAUCUGACAGAGCUGGUCCAGCGGAGAAUAACAUAUCUUCAGAAUCCCAAGGAUUGCAGCAAAGCCAAGAAGCUGGUAUGUAAUAUCAACAAAGGCUGUGGCUAUGGCUGUCAACUCCAUCACGUGGUCUACUGCUUCAUGAUUGCAUAUGGUACUCAGCGAACACUCAUCUUGGAAUCUCAGAAUUGGCGCUAUGCUACUGGAGGUUGGGAAACUGUGUUUAGACCUGUAAGUGAGACAUGUACAGACAGAUCUGGCACCUCCACUGGACACUGGUCAGGUGAAGUCAAGGACAAAAAUGUUCAGGUGGUUGAGCUCCCCAUUGUGGACAGUCUCCAUCCUCGUCCACCGUAUUUACCCCUGGCCGUACCAGAAGACCUUGCAGAUCGGCUCGUACGAGUCCAUGGUGAUCCUGCAGUGUGGUGGGUGUCCCAGUUCGUCAAAUACUUGAUCCGCCCACAACCUUGGCUAGAAAAGGAAAUAGAAGAGGCUACCAAGAAGCUUGGCUUCAAACAUCCAGUUAUUGGAGUCCAUGUCAGACGCACAGACAAAGUGGGAACAGAAGCAGCCUUCCAUCCCAUUGAGGAAUACAUGGUACACGUUGAAGAGCAUUUUCAGCUUCUUGCUCGAAGGAUGCAAGUGGAUAAAAGAAGAGUAUAUUUGGCCACGGAUGACCCGUCUUUAUUAAAGGAGGCAAAAACAAAGUACCCCACUUAUGAAUUUAUUAGUGAUAACUCUAUCUCUUGGUCAGCUGGGCUACACAAUCGAUACACAGAAAAUUCACUUCGGGGUGUGAUCCUGGAUAUACACUUUCUCUCCCAGGCAGACUUCCUAGUGUGUACUUUUUCAUCCCAGGUCUGUCGAGUUGCUUACGAAAUCAUGCAAACACUUCAUCCUGAUGCUUCUGCAAACUUCCAUUCUUUGGAUGACAUCUACUAUUUUGGGGGCCAAAAUGCACACAACCAGAUUGCCAUUUACCCUCACCAACCUCGAACAGCAGAUGAAAUCCCCAUGGAACCUGGAGAUAUCAUUGGUGUGGCUGGAAAUCAUUGGGAUGGCUAUUCAAAAGGUGUCAACAGGAAACUGGGAAGGACGGGCCUAUAUCCCUCCUACAAAGUCCGAGAGAAGAUAGAAACAGUCAAGUACCCUACAUAUCCUGAGGCUGAGAAAUAAAACUUUGAUGGAAAAGAGGGACAACUGAACUCAGUUCAAAUCAUUUGAGCCAAACAGUAGAUGAAGACGACCCUGACCUUACAACACAUGGUGAAAUGAGUAAACAACUUCAAGCACCAGGAGCAACUGGAAAUGACAGAUGCUUCACUGGUGGAAUUACUCUUUAACGAGGGCUAUAGCGCCCUUAAACUCAUGCACAGUCCAAUAAUGUACUCACAUAUAACAUACAAACAGGCUGUUUUCUACUGUGCCCCUUCUUUCAAGAUUAUGUCCCCAUGAGACAAACACUGCCACAUUGUGUAAUUUAAGUGACACAGACAUUUUGUGUGAGACUUCAAACAUGGUGCCUAUAUCUGAGAGACCUACGUGACCUAACAAGAAGACCCGAAUAGCUCCCUACUGUGGGGAGGUUGAUUCUUAGCCAGUGGUGCUAUUGUAACCACUGAAUUCACUCUAGUCAGCAGAUUCAGAAUGAGAAUGGAUGUUUUUGUCUGGAUUUUUUUUUUUAAGUAAUUGCAUCAGUUCAUCCACUUCAUCAUUAAUAAAUGAAGGGUACAUCAGAAAAUAAAAUAUUCACCCUCCAUUAGAAACUUUUGUAAAACAAUGCCAUGAACGGAUCUUUAGUACUCAAUGUUUCUGGACAUUCUCUUUGAUAACAAAAAAUAAAUUUUAAAAAGAGGAAUUUUGUAAA